AUGACAGACUGGAAGGCCUCACUUUCUGCCCUCGACAGAUACGGAAUAAUACAAACUCUUCAAGACAGUCUGCCACCCGACAAACGUGGCAACGCCAUAUCCAUUGAGCAAGAUGCCUUUCAAACCGCCUGCACCAAGGACCAAUACGAUGAAGCCAUAAAGGCAGCCUCCCAAACCGCAAAACACGUACCUGUUCCACACGCAGAGACGGGCAUCCGCAUUGGAAAAUAUGAUGAUUGUACGCCCGUUGCUGAUGGAGUCACGUCGGAAGUUUACCGUUCCAACAACCAAGCUCUCAAAGUCAUCGUUCAGCAUAAUAUCGAGCCUCACAGUCCGCAAAGGGAAGCCUCUAUUCUUCGAGAGCUGCACUCGUUAAGUCCACCACCGGAGAAUAUUAUUGCACUGACUGAAACGUUUCGGGACCAAGAACAACAGUUUGUCCUUGUUUUCCCAUAUAUGCCAAUGACAUUAGCCGACGCGCUUCAGUCUAGGAACUUGUCAUUGCAGCAAGUUCGAUCCUUUUUUGAAGACAUUCUGAAGGGAUUGGCCUUCAUCCACAAAAAUGACAUUAUCCACCGAGACAUCAAGCCCUCGGCAAUACUGCUGCAGUCAACGUCGGGACCAGCGUUCAUAUCCGAUUUUGGCACCGCCUGGCACCCUCGACUUUCAAGUUAUACUGAACCACGAGAUAACAAAAUCCUAGACAUUGGCACCGGAGCGUACCGCGCUCCAGAAGUUCUAUUUGGGAAUAAGAGUUACGGUGUGCAGGUGGACAUGUGGGCUGUGGGAGUUAUGCUCGCAGAAGCUAUUUCGUCGCCGGCUUUGCCACCGUUUGAAUCACGUUCUGCUCACGAAGACGGGAACCAACUUGGUCUCAUUCUGAGUAUUUUCAAGACCAUGGGCACCCCAACAGCAGGGACGUGGCCGGAAGCAGCAACGUUCAGAGUCACGCCAUUUGAGCUGUGGGCGGUAUUCCCCCAACGUAGCUGGGAGGAUAUUUUGCCCAAUACGGAUGAAACAUUUAGGGACUUGGUGGGAAGGUUGGUGCGCUUUGAGUCUGGGACAAGAGACACGGCUGAUGAGGCCUUAACUCACGCAUGUUUCACAAAACUCUAA
Molecule: messenger RNA, 1116 nt
Organism: Pochonia chlamydosporia 170
Lineage: Eukaryota; Fungi; Ascomycota; Sordariomycetes; Hypocreales; Clavicipitaceae
Product: cyclin-supressing protein kinase
Exons: 4
Coding region: 1-1116 (371 amino acids)
Biological process (GO): protein phosphorylation
Cellular component (GO): nucleus; cytoplasm
Molecular function (GO): ATP binding; cyclin-dependent protein serine/threonine kinase activity
Source: RefSeq, a predicted model, not a curated record